AUGUCCAAGCCCGACUACCCGAUAGUAUUAGUCAAGAACCUUCCCUAUAAUACUUCCUCAGCUGCAUUAUAUGAUUUGUUUGGAAAGUACGGCAACAUCAGUCAAGUACGAGUGCCAGAUGGAUCAUCGGGACAAGCAAGUUUGGGGACUUGUAUUGUGGUGUACAACAAUCUAGAAAACGCUAUACGAGCAUCACAAGAGUUGAAUGGAGUCAAUUUCCACGGCCGUUAUCUAGUGUCGGUCAUGUACCAAGUCGAUGCUUCAAAGAUCAUGCAAGAGGAUUUAGUAGUGAGAAAAGCCCACAUUGAAGAGUUAAAAAGGGAGUACAAGAUUGAAUGA
Messenger RNA from Suhomyces tanzawaensis NRRL Y-17324, 339 nucleotides. RefSeq lists its product as uncharacterized. Gene Ontology annotation, cellular component: catalytic step 2 spliceosome; U2 snRNP; precatalytic spliceosome. The coding region runs from base 1 to 339 and encodes 112 amino acids. The transcript has a single exon. Gene Ontology annotation, molecular function: RNA binding. Lineage: Eukaryota; Fungi; Ascomycota; Pichiomycetes; Serinales; Debaryomycetaceae. The record is from RefSeq and is a predicted model, not a curated record. Gene Ontology annotation, biological process: mRNA splicing, via spliceosome.